GUCUUCUCAGCCAUCAUGUACGUCAUGGGAGCACUCGGUCCUGCAGUGGGAUAUUUAUUAGGUGGACUUCUUAUUGGUUUUUAUGUUGAUCCCAGAAAUCCCGUUCACCUUGACCAGAAUGACCCUCGUUUCAUUGGAAACUGGUGGAGUGGAUUCCUCCUUUGUGCCAUUGCAAUGUUUCUUGUGAUAUUCCCAAUGUUUACUUUUCCAAAAAAGCUCCCACCUCGACACAAGAAAAAGAAAAAGAAAAAGUUUUCUGUUGAUAUGAGCGAUGACGAUGUUAUGAUGGAAAAAUCAAACCAUAACGAACAAGUGGACAAAAAAGUUUCUUCUAUAGGAUUUGGAAAGAAUGUCAGAGACCUACCAAGAGCAGCUGUCAGGAUCUUAAGCAACAUGACAUUCCUUUUUGUGAGUUUGUCAUACACAGCUGAGAGUGCCAUUGUAACUGCUUUCAUUACCUUCAUUCCCAAGUUCAUCGAGUCACAGUUUGGUAUCCCAGCUUCCAAUGCCAGCAUCUACACUGGUGUUAUCAUUGUCCCCAGUGCUGGUGUUGGUAUUGUCCUAGGAGGCUACAUCAUAAAAAAGUUGAAACUUGGUGCCAGAGAAUCUGCAAAACUAGCAAUGAUCUGCAGCGGUGUGUCUCUGCUGUGUUUUUCAACCCUGUUUAUUGUUGGAUGUGAAAGCAUUAAUCUAGGAGGCAUAAACAUCCCUUAUACAACAGGACCUUCUCUCACCAUGCCCCAUAGGAAUCUGACAGGAAGCUGCAACGUUAACUGUGGUUGUAAAAUACAUGAGUAUGAGCCAGUCUGUGGAUCAGAUGGAAUUACAUACUUUAACCCUUGUCUGGCUGGCUGUGUUAAUAGUGGUAAUCUUAGCACUGGGAUACGGAAUUAUACAGAAUGCACCUGUGUCCAAAGUCGGCAAGUGAUCACGCCACCCACAGUAGGACAGCGCGGUCAGCUCCGGGUGGUUAUCGUCAAAACGUAUCUCAACGAGAAUGGUUACGCUGUGUCUGGGAAGUGUAAACGGACCUGUAAUACCCUUAUCCCAUUCUUAGUUUUUCUUUUCAUAGUCACCUUCAUCACGGCAUGUGCCCAACCAUCAGCCAUCAUAGUAACACUCAGGUCCGUAGAAGAUGAGGAGAGACCUUUUGCGCUGGGAAUGCAGUUUGUUUUGUUGCGAACACUUGCAUACAUUCCUACUCCAAUCUACUUCGGAGCGGUCAUUGACACCACCUGCAUGCUCUGGCAACAGGAGUGUGGCGUGCAGGGCUCUUGCUGGGAGUACAACGUGACAUCAUUUCGUUUUGUCUAUUUUGGUUUGGCGGCCGGCCUCAAAUUCCUUGGCUUUAUUUUUAUUUUUCUGGCCUGGUACUCCAUCAAAUACAAGGAGGAUGCACUGCAGAGACGGAGGUGGAGAGAAUUCCCCCUGAGCACUGUGAGCGAGAGUGUGGGCCACCCCGACAACGCCCGGACUAGAUCUUGUCCCACUUUCAGCACCCAGGGAGAAUUCCACGAAGAGACUGGUCUGCAAAAAGGGAUCCAGUACACAGCCCAGACCUACCCCGGGCCCUUCCCAGAAGCAAUAAGUUCCUCUGCAGACCCGGGGCUGGAAGAGAGUCCUGCGGCCUUGUAACCACUCUCCCAAAGCUUGAAAAUGGAAAAAGUUGAUUGUGUGGGUUGAGUUGAAUAUGGCGACUUGAGAAACAACCGU
Carlito syrichta (Philippine tarsier) is the source of this 1713-nucleotide messenger RNA. It is a transcript of the gene SLCO5A1, whose product is annotated as solute carrier organic anion transporter family member 5A1. Gene Ontology annotation, biological process: sodium-independent organic anion transport; transmembrane transport. The record is from RefSeq and is a predicted model, not a curated record. Gene Ontology annotation, cellular component: membrane. NCBI's taxonomy places the organism in Eukaryota, Metazoa, Chordata, Mammalia, Primates, Tarsiidae. The transcript is spliced from 8 exons. Gene Ontology annotation, molecular function: protein binding. The annotation marks the transcript as partial.